CCUUAAAACGUCUUAAACCCGAUUUCAAUAAAAAAAAUCGGUUUAUGUAAAAAAAAAAAUUCUGCCAAAUUAAGGGUUAAAAUGUUUUGUGUUGCCUUACAUUUCAUGUACAUUGCCGGCGGUUGCAUAUGAUCAAAACGAACUAUUCAUCCCUGAACAUAUACAGCUAGCCGAUCCAUUAUUUUACGAGUCCCACAAUAUUGACAUUUUGAUUGGCGCAGAAAUAUUUUGGGAUUUAUUAUGCGAAGGUAAAAUAAGGUUACCAAAUGGCCCAGUUUUACAAAACACAAAAUUAGGUUGGAUAAUUUCAGGGCCUAUACACAGUAAUACGCACAAUAUUGAUAGGUCUUUCCAAUGUAAUUUUUCGCACGCUAUUGAAACACAAUUACGGCAGUUUUGGGAACUAGAGGAACUGCCUAAGGCUAGUCUCACACACACGGACGACGAGCGUGCUUGCGAAGAACAUUUUAUUAACACUACAACGCGCACAAGUGAUGGAAGGUUCUGCGUACAUCUGCCGCUUCAGAAGUCACCAGCUAGCCUUGGCGAGUCGUACACUCAGGCUAAAAUUCGUUUUUUAGUUUUAGAAAGACGCCUCGAACGUAAUAUUACUUAUAAAAAAUUAUACACUGAUUUCAUACAUGAAUACCUUGAUUUGGGUCAUAUGAAAAAGGUAAGUUCAUAUGGAACACCACAUUAUUUUUUACCACACCAUGGUGUAUAUCGGGAGCAUAGCUCUUCAACCCGAUUGAGAGUAGUCUUUGACGGAAGUGCUGCUACUAGUAAUGGAGUAUCCUUAAAUGACAUUCAGCUUGUCGGGCCGCCACUACAAAGUGAACUAUUUGAUAUUUUAUUGCGGUUUAGACGAUAUAGGUUUACUGCGUGUGCAGACAUACAAAAAAUGUACAGGCAGUGCCUAUUACAUGAGUCACAACGCGACAUGCAACUGAUUGUCUGGCGGGAUAAUCCUUCUGAGCCUUUAAGUAUGUACCAGCUCAACACCGUGACCUACGGCAUGGCAGCGUCACCCUAUCUUGCUGUUAGAUGCCUCAAACAGCUGGCACUUGAGUGUACUGACCCUGAUGUAAAGAGAAUCAUCUCUGAGGACUUUUACGUUGAUGAUAUGAUCACAGGUUGGGAUGAUAAACAUGAAUUAUUAUCAUUUUGUAACAAGACUUCAAAGUGUUUACAGUCCGGUUGUUUUCCAUUGAGAAAAUGGACAUUUAACUUUCAAUGUGAUCAGUCAUCAGGUCCGUUCAGCGCAGGUAAGGAGUUAACAUUAGGUGAUACUGUUCAGUGCAAGACUUUGGGUUUAGGAUGGUACAACACUAGUGAUGAAUUUUAUUUUAAUACGCAAUUUAAGAGUGACACUAACAAGAUAACAAAACGUAGUAUUUUAUCACACAUAUCUCAAAUUUUUGACCCCCUUGGUUUAGUUAGUCCAAUUAUAAUAAUAGUGAAAAUAUUAUUACAGCGACUUUGGUUAUUGCAAUUAGGUUGGGACGAUGUGGUGCCAAGCGAUGUUCUACUUACAUGGACUAAGUUUGCGAACGCCCUAUCGGAACUUAACACCAUUCGUGUGCCUCGUCAUGUUAUUAACACUACUGCUACACAUUCGGAGUUACACAUUUUUACCGAUGCAUCGCAAGUAGCGUACGGCGCUUGUAUUUACGUACGCUCAGUCAGCAGUGACAAUAAUUCAUUGGUGAGACUGUUGUGCUCAAAAAGCAAGGUUGCUCCUUUGAAGCCCGUUAGUAUUCCGCGGCUAGAAUUAUGCGGAGCUUUAUUAGGUGCAAGGCUAUACGACAAAGUGAAUAAGGCACUUCAUUUACAAUUUAAAAAUAUUAUGUUUUGGACUGACUCAACAAUUGUACUAGGCUGGUUACACAUGCCACCUAACUUACAAAAAACUUUUGUACAAAAUAGGACAUCAGAAAUACAUGAGUUGACGAGGGAACUUCCUUGGCGUCAUGUAAGUGGAAAAAAUAAUCCAGCUGAUUUAGUGUCCCGCGGUAUGUCGCUAGAAGAUCUCUCAACUUCUACGUUAUGGUGGGAGGGCCCGGCCUAUCUUCGCCAGCCCGAUUUUAGAUGCGAUCUGGUGCCUUCAUUUAUAAAUGGUUUGCCUGAUGAGUUACCAGAGUUAAAAUCGGGCGUGACGCUUUCUGCUGUGCCUGAUAAAGUUUCCGAGUCUUCCUUGUUUCCCUUCUAUAGAUUUUCUCAAUUUAAUCGCAUGAGACGCGCUGUCGCAUACGUAAAUCGGUUUAUUUAUAAUUCACGCAAUACUAAUAACCCGCGAUCAGGCGUCCUAUGUGUCGAUGAAUUGAGAGAGUCUGAUAUAACUUUAGCUAGGCUGUCUCAAUUGGAAUCUUUUCCAGUUGAAUACAUGUCGCUUACUAAAAAUAAUUGUUUAGGACAUAAACACAAUUUAGCAAAGCUAAGUUUAUUUAUUGAUCACAAUAAAUUAAUACGUGUAGGUGGUCGUAUUUCCAAUUCACAAAUUUUCUCGUUGGAUAAAAAACAUCCAAUACUCAUAUCUGGUAGCCAUCCUUUUGCUACUUUGCUAUUUCGGUAUGAGCACACCCGUUUGUUACAUGCAGCUCCACAAGCGCUUUUAUACAAUUUGCGAGAGACCUGGUGGCCUAUUAGUGGUAGGAAUCUUGCUAGGAAAGUGGUACAUAAUUGUAUUGUUUGCAAGCGGUUAAGGGGAAAAACUCCAACUCCUUUAAUGGGGAAUUUACCAAUGGAACGUUUGGACGCUACUUUUCCUUUUAUGCGUUGUGGUGUCGAUUACGCCGGGCCAAUGCUCAUGCUAAAUCGUAGGGGUAAAGGUUCGAGGACUACAAAAUGUUAUAUUUGUAUUUUUAUUUGUUUCGUGACUCGUGCCAUUCACUUGGAGCUAGUCAGUGACUUGUCCACUGAAGGGUAUUUACUUGCAUUAAAAAGAUUUAUAUCCAGACGUGGCAAACCUUUAGAAAUAUUCUCCGACAACGGUAGAAAUUUUGUUGGGCUUAUGAAUGAAUUUAAAAAGUUUAUAAAUAAUUGCUCAUCGGAGAUAAUAGAUUACGCAAUAAGUCAAAAUAUCAGGUUUACUUUUCUUCCUCCAUAUUCUCCUAAUUUUGGUGGUUUGUGGGAGGCUGGAGUGAAAUCCUGUAAGUAUCAUUUACGACGUGUCGUAGGAAAUGCACACUUAACCUUUGAGGAGUUUAGCACGGUUUUGGUUCAGAUUGAAGCCGUUUUGAAUUCCCGUCCCCUUAGUCCUAUGUCCACAGAUCCGCAAGACUUCACUCCUUUGAGCCCAGCUCACUUUUUGCUUGGCCGUCCACUUACUGCGCCUGCUUGUGAAGACGUGACUGAAAUUUCGACGAAUCGUCUUACUCGCUAUCAACGUGUGGAACAGAUUCGCCAGCAUUUCUGGUCCAGAUGGGCUAAAGAAUAUGUUUCUGAACUACAAGCAAGGACCAAGAGAACAAAGGAUGAUACUCCGUUGAAGCCCGGAAUGCUCGUCGUUAUCAAGGAUGAUAAUUUGCCGCCUUUGAAGUGGCAUCUUGGACGAAUCAUCGACAUCUUCCCAGGAAAGGAUGGCGUUGCAAGAGUGGCAGACAUACGGACUUCGACGGGCAUUGUCAAACGAUCGUACAGCAAGAUAUGUCCUUUGCUCGAGUAGCAGAGAACACAUUGAAAGCACGAGCUUCCAAGGCCGGGGGCAUGUUGGAGCAUAUAUACAUAAAUAAAGAAUAUUAAUUUAAUAUUUUUACACCAUUUCAUA
Amyelois transitella is the source of this 3766-nucleotide messenger RNA. RefSeq lists its product as uncharacterized. The record is from RefSeq and is a predicted model, not a curated record. Gene Ontology annotation, biological process: DNA integration. The transcript has a single exon. Gene Ontology annotation, molecular function: nucleic acid binding. NCBI's taxonomy places the organism in Eukaryota, Metazoa, Arthropoda, Insecta, Lepidoptera, Pyralidae. Bases 665 to 3664 code for a protein of 999 amino acids.